Arabidopsis thaliana (thale cress) is the source of this 1953-nucleotide messenger RNA. It is a transcript of the gene MEF8S, whose product is annotated as Pentatricopeptide repeat (PPR) superfamily protein. The transcript has a single exon. The record is from RefSeq and is marked reviewed. Bases 166 to 1779 code for a protein of 537 amino acids. Gene Ontology annotation, cellular component: mitochondrion. Gene Ontology annotation, biological process: RNA modification. NCBI's taxonomy places the organism in Eukaryota, Viridiplantae, Streptophyta, Magnoliopsida, Brassicales, Brassicaceae. Gene Ontology annotation, molecular function: zinc ion binding; RNA binding.
GAAUUCGUUUUUUUCGUCUUUCUCUGCAAAUUAACCCAUUUGACUGUUUGUAGUUUCUUUCGCAGAUUUAUAAAGUUGGUCUUCUUCUCUUCUAAUCGGAUCGAUUCUGCUUCCGGUUAACCGGUUUUGUUCCCCGGCGACAAUCAGCAAUCUCCUCCCCGGCCAAUGAUAUACACGUUGACGAGAGGUUCGCUUCUCGGCUCUACCUGUAAGCUACGCUACUCUUCUUUAUUUUCUUAUCUGAGCACAGCUGCGCUGAGAUUGGGUUUUGAAAACCCUACUAAUGGAAAUCCGAUGGAUAAUUCUUCGCAUCACAUUGGUUAUGUAAAUGGGUUUAACGGUGGAGAACAAUCGCUUGGUGGGUUUCAGCAGAAUUCAUAUGAGCAGAGCUUAAACCCUGUUUCUGGGCAGAAUCCGACGAAUAGGUUUUAUCAAAACGGAUACAAUCGGAAUCAGAGUUAUGGGGAACAUAGUGAAAUUAUUAAUCAGAGAAAUCAAAAUUGGCAAAGUAGUGAUGGUUGUUCCUCGUAUGGAACUACUGGAAAUGGAGUUCCACAAGAGAAUAAUACUGGUGGGAAUCAUUUUCAGCAAGAUCAUAGUGGUCAUAGCUCGUUGGACGAAUUGGAUUCGAUUUGCAGAGAAGGGAAGGUUAAAAAAGCUGUUGAAAUUAUUAAAUCAUGGAGAAAUGAGGGUUAUGUUGUGGAUUUACCUAGACUGUUUUGGAUAGCACAGCUUUGUGGAGAUGCACAAGCUUUACAAGAAGCCAAAGUUGUUCAUGAGUUUAUUACUUCUUCGGUUGGGAUUUCAGAUAUCAGCGCUUACAACUCGAUAAUCGAAAUGUACUCUGGUUGUGGUUCUGUGGAAGAUGCAUUAACCGUUUUCAAUAGUAUGCCUGAGAGAAACUUGGAGACUUGGUGUGGUGUUAUAAGGUGUUUUGCAAAGAAUGGGCAAGGGGAAGACGCCAUUGAUACGUUCUCUCGGUUUAAACAAGAAGGAAACAAACCUGAUGGUGAAAUGUUUAAAGAGAUCUUCUUUGCGUGUGGUGUUCUUGGUGACAUGAACGAGGGACUGUUGCACUUUGAGUCCAUGUACAAAGAGUAUGGAAUUAUCCCUUGUAUGGAACAUUACGUGAGCCUCGUUAAAAUGUUGGCGGAGCCUGGUUAUUUAGAUGAAGCCUUGAGAUUUGUUGAAUCGAUGGAACCAAAUGUAGAUUUGUGGGAAACCCUGAUGAAUCUAUCACGGGUUCAUGGGGAUUUAAUUCUUGGCGACCGGUGUCAAGAUAUGGUUGAGCAGCUUGAUGCAAGUAGACUGAACAAAGAGUCAAAGGCGGGUCUUGUACCUGUGAAAUCAUCAGACCUAGUAAAAGAGAAAUUACAAAGAAUGGCCAAAGGGCCAAAUUAUGGGAUUCGAUAUAUGGCAGCUGGAGAUAUUUCUCGUCCAGAAAACAGAGAGUUGUAUAUGGCAUUGAAGAGUUUAAAGGAGCAUAUGAUAGAAAUUGGUUAUGUACCUCUAUCUAAACUUGCAUUGCACGACGUGGACCAAGAGAGCAAAGACGAAAACCUUUUCAAUCAUAAUGAGAGAUUCGCUUUCAUCUCGACAUUUCUUGACACUCCUGCGCGUUCGUUAAUACGAGUAAUGAAAAAUCUACGUGUAUGCGCAGAUUGCCAUAACGCAUUGAAGUUGAUGUCAAAGAUAGUUGGGAGAGAGUUGAUUUCGCGAGAUGCAAAGAGGUUUCACCAUAUGAAAGAUGGUGUUUGCUCCUGUAGAGAGUAUUGGUAACGUCUUUCCACACAGAGAGGAGGAGCAAACACACAUUUAAGGAUUACAAUGGAAACAUGGUUUUAGUGUUCAUUUUUUUUUGCAGGAUGUUUUGUAUUUGUCCACUCAGUGAGGAAGAAACAUUCUUAAAUCACAAGAUCAUAAAAUUUCACGGUUCGAUAUGAUUGACCAGAG